Messenger RNA from Huiozyma naganishii CBS 8797, 636 nucleotides. RefSeq names its product Mum2p (gene MUM2). Bases 1 to 636 code for a protein of 211 amino acids. The transcript has a single exon. Gene Ontology annotation, cellular component: nucleus. Lineage: Eukaryota; Fungi; Ascomycota; Saccharomycetes; Saccharomycetales; Saccharomycetaceae. The record is from RefSeq and is a predicted model, not a curated record. Gene Ontology annotation, biological process: regulation of alternative mRNA splicing, via spliceosome.
AUGAACUAUGCCAACUACGGGUUCGACCCGCAGCAGCAGCAGCAGCAGCAUCCCGCAUUAGACACGUCGUUUGCGAACAUGUCCUUCGCGGCGGUUGAAAGCCGCGGCCGCCCCAGUGCCGGUGCCGGGGGAGCGCCAGUACAGGAUACACUGCUGGCAGAUGACGUGCGGCUCGAGCUUGCGAUCAGGAACACGCAGAUCGACUCGCUCGAGGCAGAAGUGCAGACACUCAAGAGGCUGCUCGGGCAGACCGGCUCGCGGCCCCGCGGGUCCGCAUCGGGGCCCUCGGGGGAGUCACAGUGGGUCCCUAGCUCGCUGGAUGAUGUUGUGAGAGGGCUCGCGGAGCAGGUUGCUGCGCGUAACAAAGAGCUACAGAGCACGAGGGAGACGCUGGAGAGUGUGCUCACCGCAGUGGCACUCAACCCGUCGAAUUCGGUCACCAAGACGGGACGGUACGACGUGGAGGCCGUGGCACAUAAGAUGGUCGUCAGACUCGAGUUGCUCAAUAGGGAAAACAAAGAGAUGGCAAAGAUGCUCUCCUACGGCAGGGCCAAGGAAUUGCAGGUCGAGUUGAACUUGGCACGGAAAGAGGCGAACGAGCUCAGACGCGAGCUGGACGCUCUCAAGAAACAAUGA